GAUAAGCUAAAUUGCAUUUGCGCCUGCUGCGUCGGUUCACCCACCCCCUCGACCCCACAUGCACCAAAAAUUCGUUGUGAUUUUCUAAAAAAACUGUGUGCACCCUUUUUUUUUUUAAUUUGCUUUUGCCCCUCCAACAUUCAACUUCUUGCCUUCUACCAGGCAUAAGGGCGCAACUCCUCCUUUGUCGCAUCAUAACAAACCGUACGACCAAUUCAUAUCUAAACUAGUCCAAAGUAGUACAAAGAACACCCGAAAAUAUGUCUCGAUUCUUCCGCAGCGGCGACGAUAGCUCGUCCGAGAGCAGCUCCGAAGAGGAGGAGCUCUACUCUGAGGAGGAGGAAGAAGAGGAAGAGCAGGAAGAGGAAUCUGAAGAGGAAGAAGAUGAGGAGGAGGAGGAUGGAUCCGAAGAGGAAUCCAGCAGCGAUGAGGAGGGUGGUAAAAAAUCUGGUGCCGCUCGUUUCUUACGUGGUGAUGAUUCCGAGAGUGAAGAAAGUGACGAUGAGGCGCCCAAAACUCUCAAGAGCGCAAAAGACAAGCAGUUUGCCGAACUUGAAUCUAUAAUCGACACAAUCGAGAAGCGUCAAAAGAUCAAUGAUUGGGGUGCCGUUUCUGUCGAAUUCGACAAGCUCAACAGGCAAGCCGCCAAGAUCUCAGAGCGUGGUAGAACACCAAAGCUCUACAUCAAGGCUCUGGUUGAAUUGGAAGAUGCGAUGAACGAAACCAUUUCGAAGCAGAAGGUCACUCCCAAGAAGAUGAACGCCACGAGUGCGCGUGGUCUCAACGCCGUCAAGCAAAAGAUCAAGAAGCUUAAGCAAGAUUACCAAACGCAGGUCGACUCGUACCGAGAGGAUCCUCUCGACUUCCUUGCUUCUGAUGAGGAGGAAGAAGCCCCUGCCCCGAAACCAAAAAAGGCCAAGGCAGAUGUGUACGCUGACGAGGUUGAGGAGGACCAAGAAGGCUUUGCCACUGUUGGAAAGGGCGGAAAGACGCUUCAGUUCACACCCGAAAGCAUCUUCAAGCACCUACGCGCAAUUCUGGAGUCUCGCGGUAAGAAAAAUACCGACCGGGUUGAGCAGAUCAAGAUCAUGGAGAAGCUCCUCGAAGUUGCUGCCACCCCAUAUCAACAAAUCAAGGUUCUUUUAACUCUUGUUUCUGCUAGAUUUGAUCUUGGCUCUGGUGGUACAGCAUCCAUGCCAUUGGAGCACUGGAAAGCAGCCGAAAAGGAGAUCUCUACUCUCUUCCAAGUUCUCGAGUCAAACCGGGAGUAUAUCGUGAUCGAGAACGCUGAAGAAUGGGAUGACGACGAGAAGCCGCCCACACUUCAGCCGGGUGAGAAAUAUAUCAAAAUCCCUGGAAGUAUCGUGUCGUAUGUCGAACGGCUUGACGAUGAACUUACGCGCUCGCUACAGAGCAUUGACCCUCACACGUCGGAAUAUAUUGAACGGCUAACCGAUGAGGGCUCGCUGUACAACGUCAUCUUCCGUGGCCUUCUAUACUACGAGACCCUCGCCAAGGACACUUCUUUGCAGACUCCACAGGAUAGCUUGAACCGCAUCGUCAUGCGUAGGUUAGAGCAUGUCUACUUCAAGCCUGCGCAGGUUGUCAAGAUCCUUGAAGAGAAUGCUUGGAAAUCGGUGCCUGCAGAUGUUGAAUCUACUAUCACGCCUAGAGGAAGUAUUUCGGAUGCUACCAACCUACUCAAUGUCCUCUGCAAUUACUUGUUUGUCAACAGCGAGGGUAUCAUUCGAGCACGUGCGAUGUUAUGCCAGAUUUACUUCCUUGCUCUACACGACGAGUACUACAAGGCUCGAGACAUGAUGCUCAUGUCUCACUUGCAGGAAACAAUCGGAAGUUUCGACGUCCAGACGCAAAUUCUCUACAACCGAACCCUAGUGCAAGUCGGGCUGUGCGCCUUCCGUAAAGGUCUGGUCUACGAGGCACAAAAUACGCUGCAGGAGAUCUGCGGUAGCGGUCGACAGAAGGAAUUGCUAGCCCAAGGCGUCAUGAUUCAGCGUUACGCUCAGGUCUCCCCUGAGCAGGAGAGGCUAGAAAAGCAGAGGCAGCUACCAUUCCAUAUGCACAUCAACCUCGAACUCCUAGAGUGUGUCUACCUAACUUGCAGCAUGCUCCUCGAAAUCCCGCUCCUCGCCCAAACAGGCUCGUCGCCAGAUAUCAAGAAGCGAGUUAUUAGCAAGACGUACCGACGCAUGCUGGAGUACCACGAGCGGCAAAUCUUCACCGGGCCUCCCGAGAACACUCGCGACCACGUCAUGCAAGCGUCCCGUGCUCUGGCUGCCGGCGAAUGGAAGAAGGCGACCAACUUUAUCCACAGCAUCAAGAUAUGGGACUUGAUGCCAAACACAGACGAGAUCAAGACCAUGUUGUCGAAGCAAAUCCAAGAAGAGGGCCUACGGACAUACCUCUUCACUUAUGCGCCCUAUUACGACACUCUUGCCAUUUCCACGCUCUCUUCGAUGUUCGAGCUCGAGGACCGCAAGGUAGCGGCGAUUGUUAGCAAGAUGAUCAGCCACGAAGAGCUCGCUGCAGCACUCGACCAGGUUACAGCAACAGUUAUCUUCCGAAAGGGCGUAGAGCUGUCUCGGCUUCAGAGCCUGGCGCUCACGCUGUCGGACAAGGCUGCGCAGCUCAUCGAGACCAACGAGCGUACGCUCGAGCAACGGACGCAGGGUACAGCCAACGCGUUCGACAGGAGAGGCGGACAAAACCAACGAGGCGGCCGGGGUGCAGGACAGCGGACGGGACGGGGUGGCACGAGAACGGGCGGAACUGGUCAAAGACAAGCGGGAGGCACGCAGUUCACAGGUGGUGUACUAAGUGGUGUAGUCCGUUCUUAGAUAACUGCUCGGGCAUGGGAUUUCCUUAUUUUCGACUCGCGUUUGUAUCCGCUGCAUACGGUUAGGUUUUGACAUUUAAUGAUGACCAAAAAAAAA
Messenger RNA from Daldinia caldariorum, 2954 nucleotides. Its product is annotated as eukaryotic translation initiation factor 3 subunit C. Gene Ontology annotation, molecular function: RNA binding; translation initiation factor activity; translation initiation factor binding. Gene Ontology annotation, cellular component: eukaryotic translation initiation factor 3 complex. The transcript has 2 exons. Gene Ontology annotation, biological process: translational initiation. NCBI's taxonomy places the organism in Eukaryota, Fungi, Ascomycota, Sordariomycetes, Xylariales, Hypoxylaceae. The coding region runs from base 261 to 2858 and encodes 865 amino acids. The record is from RefSeq and is a predicted model, not a curated record.